AAUACGUUAAUAAUAAGUAUUAUAAGGAUUAGCUUUGGCCUAAGUAAGGAAAUCGUCGCUCUAAGUAUAGUAAAAAUAGAGACGUACUUUAGAACGAUAACUUUUUAUAUUUUACCUAUUAAUAUCCCAUUUCUCUUAUAUUUAAAAAAUAUAGAUCGACUAGGUAUUAUAUUCGAUAAUAUAAAAAGAAUAAAAAAAAGGAGUAAAAAGAAACGACUUAAUAAACGGACCCGAGGUCGAAUUAUACCUCUAAUUAUAGUAAGUAAAUUAAUAAAAAAAAGAAAAAGUUAG
Colletotrichum lupini is the source of this 291-nucleotide messenger RNA. RefSeq lists its product as uncharacterized. The record is from RefSeq and is a predicted model, not a curated record. The transcript has a single exon. The annotation marks the transcript as partial. Lineage: Eukaryota; Fungi; Ascomycota; Sordariomycetes; Glomerellales; Glomerellaceae.